CAGAGUUAUCAAGAGAGUUGUCUAACUCAGUCCUUCCAUCCAUUAUUUCAACCAUGUUGUCCAACAAAUGUUCAGACGAGUCGUCAGUCUUAUUGAUGCUAUCGUCAUGUGUUCACUAUUUCCCAGGACCUUCAGGACCCUCUAGGAAUCAAAUUGAGAAAUUUGUUUUACCACAUUUGAAUUCAAUCUGCAAUGAAACAAUGAAGGCUGCAUGCAAUUGCUAUGCCUUGUUACCAAGGUGUAAUCGCAGUGGGUCUAAUGAUAAGCGACAGCUGUGUCCAUGGAAUACACAGUGGAACAAAGUGCUUUGCACAAUUCAUCAACUACUUGAUAAUGCUUAUGAAAAUGUCGAGCCAGUUGUCAGCAGGCCCUCUCAAGACUCUAAAGAUGAAUCUCUUCCACUUGGCGAUGUUCCACCUUCAGAGCCUGACAGGACACACACACUCAUCACAAGAUUGAAUUCAUUGCUUUACCUCCUCUCAACAAUGAUUAGGGAAGAGUAUCUAAAAGUUGUGGCAGUUCCCAUUGAUUCUACAAUCAGCCUUUUAGUGAGGAUAAUGAAUGUGACCUGCAACUCACUGAAAAGUGCUGUUGUGGUGGAAUCAGUGUUGUUGAGAGCAAGUCUACCAUUAAUCCAUAUAAAUGCUGUAGAUUUGUUAACCACAUUAGUCACUAGGUGUAGAAAUUUGAUGCUUCCAUAUUGUGGCUUGUUGAUAAAGCUACUGGUGCAAGAGCUUGCUUGGAGUGAAACUAAAGAUCCUGCUUACGGCUUCAACAAACCAUACAGGAAAUUGAGGUGUUCUGUUUAUCACUGCAUUGAGCACUGGGUUCAACUGACAAAUAGCCUGCCUGAGGAGGGUGGUGUGGUGACCAAGUUGAUGUCAUUCAUGCUUGAUGACCUUAAGCCAUUAACUUGUCAAUCAAAGUUAAUACCAAAUGUUAGCAGUGGAAAUAAGCAGCAGUCAAGAAAGGGGAAGAAAAGAAAGAUACAAGAUGAUGUUGAGCAGUUACUAACAGGGCAACAAAAGAUUGAUGAAAAUGCAAAUGAGAAAGUUACAUACAGAGCACUCAAAGCCUUAUGUUCAGUAUUGAUUGCAGCUGGAAGCGACAUUCCUCAUGAUGCAUUUAGGGAAGUGCAAGUUGUCCUUGUUAAACUGAUCAUUCAAUGUCAGCAAUCAUCAUGUAGUACUUUCCCAAUACCUUACCUGAGUGCUGAUUGUCGUCGGGCACUGUACCGCACUCUACUUAACUGUCUGCUAACUAACUCUCCUGGUGUUCCACCACCUGUGCAUCAUGCUGCAAGAUUAUUUAGUUUAGGACUUCAGGAUAUUGAUUUUAAGGUAUCAAGUUAUUGCCAAGAGGCCCUAGCUGUUGUUAAUACAAUCAUCCACCCACGGAUAUUCCCACAAGUGUGUUCUGCACCAGGGCCAUUGCAGCUUAGCAUCUCUGAGCAGCAUGCAAGUACAACAGAAAUGGCCUCUUGUAUUACAUCUGAGUAUGUUCUGAAUACAAGCUGGCACAGUUUGGAAGGGGAAUCUGACAGCAAUGAUGGUAAUCAUGCUGAUCAUGUACAGACCAAUGUAAUCUCUAUGGAACAAGAGGAGUUUGGAGCUAAAGGGGGAACUGUGGAUAACAGUGUUGGGAAUCAAACAGUACAAGGAUCUAAACAGAAUGUAACAUCUGAAAAUCAAUCUGAUAAGUCUUGUGCUAGUGAAAGGGAAAGCCAAGUAAACAGUGGAAAAGAUAAAUCACUUGCUGAUGCAGGAAAUGUGGAUAGCCAGAUCUCAACUCAACCUCAGAACAAUGAGUCAAGUCAGAUUGUUUUACUAGAAACAUUGCCUAGUGAAGACUUUGGGCCUUCUCCACAGUUUGCUAGAGUAUCUGAACCCAAGAGAAAACCUGAUGCUGAUAACUGCAAUUCAAAGGAGAGAAUUCAAACAUUGUGUGAUGAAGACUUUGUGCCUUCUCCACAGUAUGCUAGAAUAUUUGAACCCAAGAGAAGGAAAGCUGAUGCAGAUAAUUGCGAUUCAAGUGAGGGAAUUCAUGUUACCAACAACAAUAGUACUUCGCCCACAGAAAAUAAAGAUCAACCUAAAGAAAGUGUUGCAAUUAGUGAUAAUACUUCCUUAAAUGAGGGGAAUGAAAAUGAUGAAACUGCCCAGAUGUUAGCUACAUUUGUGGACUCAUACCCAGACUCUGAUGAGCAAGAAUUUUCAUGAGCCUUGUAAC
Stylophora pistillata is the source of this 2229-nucleotide messenger RNA. Its product is annotated as proline-, glutamic acid- and leucine-rich protein 1. Lineage: Eukaryota; Metazoa; Cnidaria; Anthozoa; Scleractinia; Pocilloporidae. Gene Ontology annotation, biological process: rRNA processing. Gene Ontology annotation, cellular component: nucleus. The record is from RefSeq and is a predicted model, not a curated record.